AUGAAGAUUUUAUUCCAGUUACAGAUGUUAAGGUUCGUCGGGAGUCCAAAGUUACCUGGGAGGUAUUUUCAUCAAGGCUCCCAGGUUUUGGCUCCUCUGAAUCUUUCUGACUUUGAAGCUAUAAAUCGCUGUGAACGAGACUUGCCAGACCACUUCAACUUUGCUGGGGAUGUACUGGAUGUUUGGGCUCAGCUGGAAAAGAAAGGAGAGCGUCCUCCCAACCCAGCGCUCUGGUGGACUAACGGCAAAGGAGCCGAGGUGAAAUGGAACUUUGGAGAGUUGGGUCUUUUAUCCCGCAAAGUAGCCAAUGCCCUCUCUAGCUCAUGUGACCUCCAGAGAGGAGAGAGAGUUGCUGUGAUUCUCCCCAGAAUUCCAGAGUGGUGGCUGGUCAAUGUGGCUUGUAUGCGAACAGGACUUGUCUUCAUGCCUGGGACAAUACAGCUGACUGCCAAAGACAUUCUGUACAGGCUACAGGCAUCCAAGGCCAAAUGUAUUGUCGCUAGUGAUGAGGUAGCCCCAGCUGUGGAUUCUAUCGUAUCCAACUGCCCUGCUUUGAAAACCAAGAUUCUGGUAUCAGAAAAUAGUCGCAAUGGAUGGCUAAACUUCAAUGAGUUAUUUAAAUCAGCCUCUGAAGAACAUAACUGCGUGAAGACGGCAAGCCAGGAACCAAUGGCUAUCUAUUUUACCAGUGGAACAACCGGCUCUCCCAAAAUGGCCCAGCACUCACAGAGUAGCCUUGGUAUUGGGUACACUCUUUGUGGAAGGUACUGGUUGGACUUGAAACCUUCAGAUAUCAUGUGGAACAUGGCUGAUACUGGCUGGGUGAAGGCUGCCAUCGGUAGUGUCUUUUCAACCUGGCUUCAAGGAUCCUGUGUCUUCGUGCACCGCAUGGCCCAGUUUAAUACGGAUAUCUUCUUAGACACUCUUAGCAAAUACCCCAUAACCACUCUCUGCAGUGCCCCAACUGUAUACCGGAUGCUUGUUCAAAAAGACCUCAAGAGCUAUAGCUUCAAAACUUUGAGGCACUGCUUGACUGGAGGGGAGCCACUCAACCCAGAAGUGAGAGAACAGUGGAAGAGCCAGACAGGACUGGAACUGUAUGAAGGCUAUGGACAGACAGAAGUGGGAAUAAUCUGUGCCAAUCAGAAAGGUCAAGAAAUUAAACCUGGAUCAAUGGGGAAGGGAGUGCCACCUUAUGAUGUCCAGAUCAUAGAUGAAAAUGGUAAUAUUCUGCCACCGGGUAAAGAAGGAGAAAUUGCCCUUAGAAUGAAGUCUACAAGACCUUUCUCUUUCUUCUCUGAAUAUGUGGACAAUCCAACGAAAACAGCUGCCACUAUCAGGGGAAAUUUUUAUGUCACUGGAGACAGAGGGAUAAUGGAUAGUGAUGGUUAUUUUUGGUUUGUUGGAAGAGCUGAUGAUGUCAUCAUAUCAUCUGGGUACCGCAUUGGACCAUUUGAAGUUGAAAGUGCCCUAAUUGAACAUCCAGCUGUUGUAGAAUCUGCUGUAGUCAGCAGUCCAGAUCCUAUCAGAGGAGAGGUGGUAAAAGCUUUUGUUGUCUUGGCUGCACCCUAUAAAUCUGCCAACACAGAGACAUUGACUCUGGAGCUUCAGAAUCAUGUGAAGAAAGUGACAGCACCUUACAAAUACCCCAGGAAGAUGGAAUUUGUUCAAGAACUACCAAAGACCAUCACUGGGAAAAUAAAACGAAAUGUACUAAGAGACCAAGAAUGGGGACGAGCUUAACUUGAACGAAUGAAGAGAUGCCUCUUUUGCAUUUACAUGGCAUUCUUUUGUCUGCUUUACUUUUUUACUUUUUUUUUUUUACUUUUACUUUUUUACUUUUACUUCUUGCUGAUCUUAAUCAUAUUCUUGUGACUGGUUACUAUCAAAUCAUAGCACUGUACAAUGUUUGUGGGGCUUAUUUUUCCAGUUGAAAAACUAAAAUGUUAAAUUCCUGCUUUCUCUAACCCUUUUUUUUUAAGCCUUAAAGUAAUCCAAAAAUAUUUGGAAAAUGACCUUUUAAUCUGUAGAACCAAAGAAUUAAAGCUAUACUUCCACUGUCUUAUGCUUUAUUUGCUAAAAAUAAAGUUACUAAAAACUUCAGAAGGGAAUAUUUUAGGGAUAAAAACUAUG
Messenger RNA from Gracilinanus agilis (Agile Gracile Mouse Opossum), 2133 nucleotides. RefSeq names its product acyl-coenzyme A synthetase ACSM4, mitochondrial-like. The record is from RefSeq and is a predicted model, not a curated record. Gene Ontology annotation, biological process: acyl-CoA metabolic process; fatty acid biosynthetic process. Gene Ontology annotation, cellular component: mitochondrial matrix. Bases 1 to 1743 code for a protein of 580 amino acids. Gene Ontology annotation, molecular function: fatty-acyl-CoA synthase activity; fatty acid ligase activity. The transcript is spliced from 13 exons. Lineage: Eukaryota; Metazoa; Chordata; Mammalia; Didelphimorphia; Didelphidae.